AUGACCUCACAAUCCUCUUCCCCCUGUUCCCAAGAAAAAAUUAAGGCAAUCCUCCGCAGAACCCACACCUUCCUCACGCACCUCACCACCCAAGCCCCGCUAUCGCCGACCCUCCUCUCCAAUUUCGCAAAGGACAUCAAGAUCCACGAGCACGGGCUGCCCACCCUAGCCCCCUUCCUGGGGAGAGACUACGUCGGCCUCGACGCCGCGCAACAGUACUUCGAGUGCAUGGGCGCCCACCUCCGGUACGAGGGGAUGCGGUUCGAGGAUGAGGCGGAGUGGGUGGUGGAUGGUGCGCGGGGGGUGGUGGUGGUGCGUGGGUGGGCGAGGUUUUUAGCGAAUCGGACGGGGCAGGGGUGGGGGGAGGGGUUUGUUUAUCGGUUGCGGUUGGAUUCUGAGGAUUCUGAAGGGGAGGAUGGACAGGAGGGGGAGGUGAAGGUGAAGGAGUAUUUUGUCUGGGCGGAUACCGGGGCGGCGUAUUUGGCUUUGAGGGGGGAGUUGACUGCUUGA
Molecule: messenger RNA, 510 nt
Organism: Aspergillus aculeatus ATCC 16872
Lineage: Eukaryota; Fungi; Ascomycota; Eurotiomycetes; Eurotiales; Aspergillaceae
Exons: 1
Coding region: 1-510 (169 amino acids)
Source: RefSeq, a predicted model, not a curated record